CACAAUAUGAGCAAGCCGUCCCACGACUCGAGCCGUUCCGAAGCUGCCCCAUCAAAUACUGUUUCACCUGCCUCUUGCCUCUUGCCUCUUGCCUCUUGCAGCGCUGCCCGCCUCGAUGACAUUUCGCCGUCAUGUCAUGCCGUGCCAUCUAUCGCGGCCAAAUCACCUAAUCGGCCCCUUCAUGAAACGCGUCUCACAAGUGGGGGACCCGAGGCGAUGGAAGCUAAAGAACGGCGCAUUUCGCGAGCGGCGUAACCGGCGGCGCAUUGCGGUCCCCCACUUGGCUUGAUAGCGGUAUCCAAUAUGUCGGGCCGAGGGUCCACGGCCCGCGUCUGUGGACUGUCGUCCGCACCCAAACUGCGUACGAGCACUGCAAUCGACUCAAAACAUGCAUGCCCGCCCCCGCAUCAUACAUCCGGCUCUCGGGUGCUCGGGAUGUUGUGUCUCCGACCGAUGCCGAGCCACCGUAUAUCCGCGGCCCAUACCCGACCUCCCCACAGGCCCCCGGCCUCAGGCCCCAGGCAUUUGCCCCACCUGGCCCCACAUCAGCUGAUCGUGGUGGUACGCUGAUACAACACACCCGACCCGAGCCGAGGUGGCGGGUGGGCGGUGGGCGUGCUGACACCUGUGCUCCGUCGGUUCAUGAAUGCAUGCAGGAAGAACAAGACAAGAAUGGACGCCACCGGAAAUGGAGGAGGCCAGGAGGCCAGGAGAAGGAGGAUGGAAGAAACUGCAGGGGCGGCGAUCAAUGCAGGCAGCGGGACUAGCGGGCCGCGCCAUGAUCGCUGGAGCUUGGCUGUAUUGAAUAGAUCGAAUAGAGUGAAUACAACGAGUCCGGC
Messenger RNA from Cutaneotrichosporon oleaginosum, 839 nucleotides. RefSeq lists its product as uncharacterized. Lineage: Eukaryota; Fungi; Basidiomycota; Tremellomycetes; Trichosporonales; Trichosporonaceae. The record is from RefSeq and is a predicted model, not a curated record.